Neurospora tetraspora is the source of this 333-nucleotide messenger RNA. RefSeq lists its product as uncharacterized. The coding region runs from base 1 to 333 and encodes 110 amino acids. The transcript has 2 exons. The record is from RefSeq and is a predicted model, not a curated record. NCBI's taxonomy places the organism in Eukaryota, Fungi, Ascomycota, Sordariomycetes, Sordariales, Sordariaceae.
AUGGGGCUUCCAGGCGGCGCGCAAAGAACUAUCCCCUAUCUUGUCGUCGUCUGUUAUGCCGCGCAAUCCUCCAAGGUGUUGGGUGAAGGUGAUAGUGCAAAGGCCGCGGAUGAGCGCCAGGACGAGUCAAGGCGAUAUCAGAUUCCGAGAUACCACUCCCUCGACUUCCUCUACGGAGUAGUAGAAUCAUUAUCGUUCUACUCUCGGCUACCUGCUAGCAUAGCAGCAAGAGGCACUGCAUCAAAAGGAUAUCUCUUCUCAGCAUCUGAGUUAGCUUGGUCAGCAAUGACAUUGUCAACCGAGAUGACAAUUGUGACUCGUUCUGACGGCUGA